UCUGUGAGGAGCGUUGGGCCUGAGACGGGUCUGUUUAUUCAGUCCCGGUUCUUUCUCACUACUUGAGAUUCACCAGGGAGAAAUAUGAGUGGGCAGGUGGCAUCAACAUUGGGACCUACAGAUCAAGAUUCCUCCCAGCUGGAUGAACCUGUGGUUGACCAGCACCCCAAUGUUGAGCAACCUCAACAAGAGGAACCACCAGCUGAGAUUCAGGAUAUCACACCUAGAAAGGAGGAAGUACAUGGAGAGGAUCCAGUGAAUCGUGAUGAAGAGGAGGAGAAGGAUGCCUCAGAAGAUUCUGGCCUGGAAGCUAAUUUCCAGGAAUUGUCUGUGGCAAAGACUGGGGGUGAAGGUGGAGAUGGUCCUGAUGUCAGGGAGGAGUUUGUAUCAAAUAUAGAGCCUGUUGAAAUGCCAGAAGCAGGUGAAGGGCAAACAUUUGCUUGAAAGAAGAUAAACUGAAACCAUCUAUGCUGUUCUUCUGUUGUGUAUUUGACUGAAAGUUCUGUCAAUAAAGUUUCAUUUUCUACUGGCA
Molecule: messenger RNA, 532 nt
Organism: Capra hircus (goat)
Lineage: Eukaryota; Metazoa; Chordata; Mammalia; Artiodactyla; Bovidae
Product: P antigen family member 3-like
Exons: 5
Coding region: 85-444 (119 amino acids)
Source: RefSeq, a predicted model, not a curated record